AUGUCCAGCACAAUCAUGUCCAGCACCAUCAUGUCCAGCACCAGUCUGUCCAGCACCAUCCUGUCCAGAACCAUCAUGUCCAGCACCAUCAUGUCCAGCACCAUCAUGUCCAUCACCAUCCUGUCCAGCACCAUCCUGUCCAGCACCAUCCUGUCCAACACCAUCCUGUCCAGAACCAUUAUGUCCAGCACCAUCAUGUCCAGCACCAUCCUGUCCAGCACCAUCCUGUCCAGAAUCAUCAUGUCCAGCACCAUCAUGUCCAGCACCAUCAUGUCCAGCACCAUCCUGUCCAGCACCAUCCUGUCCAGCACCAUCCUGUCCAGAACCAUUAUGUCCAGCACCAUCAUGUCCAGCACCAUCAUGUCCAGCACCAUCCUGUCCAGCACCAACCUGUCCAGCACCAUCCUGUCCAGAACCAUCAUGUCCAGCACCAUCAUGUCCAGCACCAUCCUGUCCAGCACCAUCCUGUCCAGCACCAUCCUGUCCAGCACCAUCCUGUCCAGCACCAUCCUGUCCAGCACCAUCCUGUCCAGCACCAUCAUGUCCAGCACCAUCCUGAAUAUUGGUGUCUGA
Molecule: messenger RNA, 573 nt
Organism: Knipowitschia caucasica
Lineage: Eukaryota; Metazoa; Chordata; Actinopteri; Gobiiformes; Gobiidae
Source: the annotation of a GenBank genome assembly